UUGGUUUGGGUAUCUUCAGAUUUCCUUGUCUCGAGAUCCUCACAAUUGCUCUACAACUCAGAGCAGCAACUGCUAAGGCUGCCUUGGGAAGAGGAUGAUCCUAAACAAAGCUCUGCUACUGGGGGCCCUCGCCCUGACCACCGUGAUGAGCCCCUGUGGAGGUGAAGACAUUGUGGCUGACCACGUUGCCUCUUGUGGUGUAAACUUGUACCAGUCUUACGGUCCCUCUGGCCAGUUCACCCAUGAAUUUGAUGGAGAUGAGCAGUUCUACGUGGACCUGGAGAGGAAGGAGACUGCCUGGCGGUGGCCUGAGUUCAGCAAAUUUGGAGGUUUUGACCCACAGGGUGCACUGAGAAACAUGGCUGUGGCAAAACACAACUUGAACAUCAUGAUUAAACGCUACAACUCUACCGCUGCUACCAAUGAGGUUCCUGAGGUCACAGUGUUUUCCAAGUCUCCCGUGACACUGGGUCAGCCCAACACCCUCAUCUGUCUUGUGGACAACAUCUUUCCUCCUGUGGUCAACAUCACAUGGCUGAGCAAUGGGCACUCAGUCACAGAAGGUGUUUCUGAGACCAGCUUCCUCUCCAAGAGUGAUCAUUCUUUCUUCAAGAUCAGUUACCUCACCUUCCUCCCUUCUGCUGAUGAGAUUUAUGACUGCAAGGUGGAGCACUGGGGCCUGGACGAGCCUCUUCUGAAACACUGGGAGCCUGAGAUUCCAGCCCCUAUGUCAGAGCUCACAGAGACUGUGGUCUGUGCCCUGGGGUUGUCUGUGGGCCUCGCGGGCAUUGUGGUGGGCACUGUCUUCAUCAUCCAAGGCCUGCGUUCAGUUGGUGCUUCCAGACACCAAGGGCCCUUGUGAAUCCCAUCCUGGAAGGGAAGGUGCAUCGCCAUCUACAGGAGCAGAAGAAUGGACUUGCUAAAUGACCUAGCACUAUUCUCUGGCCUGAUUUAUCAUAUCCCUUUUCUCCUCCAAAUGUUUCUCCUCUCACCUUUUCUCUGGGACUUAAGCUGCUAUAUCCCCUCAGAGCUCACAAAUGCCUUUACAUUCUUUCCCUGACCUCCUGAUUUUUUUUUUCUUUUCUCAAAUAUUACCUACAAAGACAUGCCUGGGGUAAGCCACCCGGCUACCUAAUUCCUCAGUAACCUCCAUCUAAAAUCUCCAAGGAAGCAAUAAAUUCCUUUUAUGAGAUCUAUGUCAAAUUUUUCCAUCUUUCAUCCAGGGCUGACUGAAACUAUGGCUAAUAAUUGGGGUACUCUUAUGUUUCAAUCCAAUUUAACCUCAUUUCCCAGAUCAUUUUUCAUGUCCAGUAACACAGAAGCCACCAAGUACAGUAUAGCCUGAUAAUAUGUUGAUUUCUUAGCUGAUAUUAAUAUUUCUUGCUUCUUUGUGUUCCCACCCUUGGCACUGCCACCCACCCCUCAAUUCAGGCAACAAUGAAAUUAAUGGAUACCGUCUGCCCUUGGCCCAGAAUUGUUAUAGCAAAAAUUUUAGAACCAAAAAAUAAGUCUGUACUAAUUUCAAUGUGGCUUUUAAAAGUAUGACAGAGAAAUAAGUUAGGAUAAAGGAAAUUUGAAUCUCAAAAAUAUCAAAAGUAAAAAUGUAUUCUCAAAACUUUAAAUUUAUGAAGAAUGAUGACAGUAGAAGCCUUCCUCUUCCCUUGUCACCUUGAGAUAAAAAUUCUUUAGGCAGGAAAAGAAAUGGAAGUCAGAAAAACAUAGAAUAAGACAAUAAUGUGGGUGUCUGAAAAGGAACAAAUACUUAUUCCUCACGUGGGGUUAAUGACAAUGGGAAAAGGGACGGGAGUAGAAGCCACAGACAUAUCUAGGAGCCCUGAAUAGAGGCGCAGUCUGACUCACCUCCUGAAUGAAGCUUUACUAGAUAACCAUGUAGCUUUCCCUGUGCCACUCUGGCAUGAAGGAGACAGUAUAGUGAAUAUGGCUACAGGAUGUUUCUUGGAAACAUGCCAAUAUCUUCAGAAAUCCCCAGCCCUUUCCCCUAACCCUUCCUGGCUAAGGAAAGCAUGAGCUUAUGAGAGAAACCCUAGGAAGAACAACACAGUUGAGACAAUGUAGCAGCAUCAGUGGGUGCUGUGUCCUCCACUGGAUUCGCCAUCUCCGAGGAGAAACUCUCACAGAGGAAAUGGGUCAGCAGCGACCUCAUGGCUCUAAACAGCUAUGAAAUCCAUGAGGAUAUUUCUAACCAUGCUACCUGCAUCAGUGAGUUUAAAUUUUAAUUGGAGAAAAAAUACAAAACAUUAACGCAAUAAUUGAUACAGUAUAGUUUGGUGCAAAGAACCCUAAAUUCAAAUCCAGGACUCAGUACUUUGAAGCUAGUAUUUUAAACUUUAUAAAUGUGUGAAGUAUCUAACAUUUCUGGCCUUACUUUUCUCAUCCACAAUGUAGGAGUAAUAAUACUUUCCUUGCAGAGUUAUUAAUAAAAUUUGAAUAAUCUUGAUAUUUAGUCAAUGCCUUACACAUAGUACAUGAACACAUAAGAAAACAUUGUGAUUAUAUUUAUAAUUAAUUUAUUUCAAAGAAUGGAUCAUAUUAUAUGAAAAGCACUUUUGUUUUUCUCAGCCCCUUAAUGAUUUAGGAGAUUCAAAUGUAGAGCUAUGGGUGAAUUUCUUUACAUAUGAUAAUUGAAAGAUAUUUUUCUUUUUCCAGAAUGAGAGAGGCUGAGAUUGGAUUGGUAAGAGAACUCUUAGCACGAGAAGCUGUAAUAUUUGACUUUGGUUUUCAACUCUCUAAGAGGGGAUAUAUUCCCUCCUUAUGGCCCAUAAGUGUUUAUUCAAGGUAUAUCAUAUACAACAGAUCUUUAUGCCUGUUUACUUUGGGGAAGAAGUGAAGAUAGUUCAAGGAGAAAAUAAUUUAAAACGCAGACUGGGAAUCAGUAAGCACAGGAAAUCUGAACCAGUGAUGAUCAUGAAAAUGUCCAUCACAGAGCACAGAUGAUUUUUAGGGCAAUAAAACUAUUCUGUUUGAUACCACAAUGGUGAAAAAUAUCAUUAUACAUUUGCUCAAAUCCACAGAAUAUAUAACACCAAGAGUGAGACUUAAGGUAAGCUAUGGACUUUGGGUGAUAAUGAUGUGCCAAUGUAAGUUCACAAAUUAUAGCAAAUGUACCACUCAGACGGGAGAUGUUGCUAAUGGGGGAGGCUAUGCAUGAGUGGGAGCAGAGUGUGUCUGGCAGCAGUCCCCAGUCUUUCUGGCAGCAGGGACCAGUUUUAUGGAAGACAAUUUUUCCACAGAUAGUUGGGGGAAUGGGGGUAUGAUCUGGGGAUGAAACUGUGAAACUAUUUCACCUCAGAUCAACAAGCAUUAGUUAGAUUCUCAUAAGGAACAUGCAACCUAGAUCUCUUGCAUGCACAGUUAACAAUAGGGUUCGCGCUCCUGUGAGAAUCUAAUGCCAGCACUGAUCUGACGGAAGGCGGGGCUCAGUUGGUAAUGCUGGCUAACCCACUGCGUGGUCGAGUUUCUAACAGGCCACCAACUGGUAAUGGUCCAUGGCCCGGGGGUUGGGGACCUCUGGGAUACCUCUGCACCUUCUGCUCAUUUUUUCUGUGAACCUACAACCGCUUUAAAAUAAGGUCUAUUUUU
Molecule: messenger RNA, 3600 nt
Organism: Gorilla gorilla gorilla (western lowland gorilla)
Lineage: Eukaryota; Metazoa; Chordata; Mammalia; Primates; Hominidae
Product: HLA class II histocompatibility antigen, DQ alpha 2 chain
Exons: 5
Coding region: 95-862 (255 amino acids)
Biological process (GO): immune response; antigen processing and presentation
Cellular component (GO): MHC class II protein complex; membrane
Source: RefSeq, a predicted model, not a curated record